This is a messenger RNA of Dentiscutata erythropus, 250 nucleotides long. The record is from the annotation of a GenBank genome assembly. NCBI's taxonomy places the organism in Eukaryota, Fungi, Glomeromycota, Glomeromycetes, Diversisporales, Gigasporaceae.
AUGAACUUCUCGAAUUUAAAAUUAGCUGAAAGCAAAAUUUUCAAUGGCCAAAAUUAUACUAGCAAUUACUAUGAAAUUGAGAUUGCAAAUCCUGAAACAGAUUGCUAUAAUACUAAUUAUGAUGAUAACAUUUCUAUUGAAAGCUUUAAAAAUACUUUUGCUAGCUUAGAUAGGUUUUUUGGUAGAAGUAGCGAUAAUAUGUUUACAAUUGAAAAUAUAAACUUUUUUACUGAAAGUCUGAAACAAUAUA